AUGACUAGCCUGGACGACACAAUCAUCUCUCCUAAGAAUUUAAUGUUACUGGAUAACGUGACCAACUACACAAAGGAAGCCAUAGAUUACUUCAAUUACGAUUUCAAACCAUCGCAUUACCUCCAGGGAGUGCCCCUCUCUUGCUCUCUACUGGCAAAGAUGAGCAAACACAACUUGCUACGUCUCCCCAGUUGUUCCAUGGAGGAACCCAUAGAUUAUUCCAUUUAUUUAACACGUCUUCAUAAUGCCCUAUGGAGACGGUGGUCCAUAAAUCAAUUCAAUUUGCAUGAUCGUAAAUGCAACCCCUUGCAAUUGGAUUGGAACAAAGAAACUGAUAUGACAGUGUUGUAUGGUCCGGAUUUGGCUGGUUUCAUCGCCUCAGACCAAACACCAGGUUCAUUAAUGAAUCAAAAGACGAUAUUGGCUUCGUAUACACCAACAAUUGGUGACAAGUUUGAAGAUAUUUUGGAAGUACAAGAGUUAGAAGUACGGUCCGAUGAUGAAGGGUCACAAUCGGAUAUGGGUUUGGAGUAUGCUUCUUCUUGGGACUCCACAACUUCUUCCAUCUUUGAUGAUGAUGAUAAUGAUGAUUAUUAUGAUAGUGAAAUGCUGGAGGCUGAAGUGAAGAGUGCAACAACGAUACAGGAGCGUAGGAAGAGGAAGGUUCUUUUUGAUAAUACCGUCUUGAGAAGAGAUAUCGACUCAAGAGGUUACUUCUUAGAAUCACAUACAAUAAUUAAUGACAUACCGAUGCAAGAAGAACUCAGUGUCAAUUAUAAAGAUCAUACGCAUAAAAAACAUCGUCAUCACCAUAAUCACCACCACCACCACCACCAUCACCAUCACGAACAACAACAAGAAGAACUUUUAACGAAUAACACCAUCAUACAUUAUUAA
Naumovozyma castellii is the source of this 897-nucleotide messenger RNA. RefSeq lists its product as uncharacterized. The transcript has a single exon. The coding region runs from base 1 to 897 and encodes 298 amino acids. NCBI's taxonomy places the organism in Eukaryota, Fungi, Ascomycota, Saccharomycetes, Saccharomycetales, Saccharomycetaceae. The record is from RefSeq and is a predicted model, not a curated record.